This is a messenger RNA of Oncorhynchus nerka (sockeye salmon), 1728 nucleotides long. Its product is annotated as metalloproteinase inhibitor 2-like. Gene Ontology annotation, cellular component: extracellular matrix. Lineage: Eukaryota; Metazoa; Chordata; Actinopteri; Salmoniformes; Salmonidae. Bases 133 to 729 code for a protein of 198 amino acids. The transcript has 5 exons. The record is from RefSeq and is a predicted model, not a curated record. Gene Ontology annotation, biological process: negative regulation of endopeptidase activity; response to cytokine; negative regulation of membrane protein ectodomain proteolysis. Gene Ontology annotation, molecular function: metalloendopeptidase inhibitor activity; protease binding.
AAAUGAAAACAGAGUUCUAGGUGUUAGUCUGUCUGGGAACAUCUUUGCAUGUUCUAGUGUAGUUUACAAUACAACUGUUCUUUAGCUCCUGGAGGAAACGUUUUAUUUUACGCUAUAGAUAUAUUUUCCAAAAUGACUGUGUCUGUAAGCAGUUGUUUCAUCACUCUGGUCGUUUUGCUCCUUUGGCAGAUCGAAGACAUUGCAGCAGCCUGCAGAUGCACCCCUGUGCAUAUUCAACAGGCUUUUUGCAACGCAGACGUCGUGAUCAGGGCAAAGGUGGUUGGUGGGGGAGUUGUGUCUCAUGACACCAAGUAUGACAUCCAACAGAUCAAGAUGUUCAAAGGUCCUGACCGGGUUAUCCACGCCGUCUUCACUUCAUCCUCCUUGUGUGGUGUGACCCUGGAAAUCAACAAAGAGUAUCUCUUAACAGGCAGCAUAAAUACUGAUGGCAGGAUGCGUAUAGGCAUGUGUAACUUUAUUCGGUACUGGGACGACUUGAAUGACACACAGAAGAAGAGCUUGACUCAACGCUACCAAUCCGGCUGUGCUUGCAAGAUCAUCCCCUGCCAUUCCCUCCCGUGUCCCGUCAGUGCCCCAGAUGAGUGCCUUUGGACAGACUGGUUGUUGCACGAUGGCCAAAGCGGACCCCAGGCCAAGUACUCUGCCUGUAUCUGGAGUUUUGAUAGGUUCUGUUACUGGUACAGUGAGAUGGAUCCAUCCAAGAAGUAGUUCCUGGAUAUUGACUACUCCAUAACUCUACAGGCCUUCCACUCACUGCUCAGUGGCUAAAUAUGCCUGCAAUUUAAAACCUGGUUACUUGUGCAAUAAAAAUAUACUACUCCUCAAAUAUAGUGCUCCAAGUAUUAAUUUAUUGUGUCAUUCAUCAGUUUAAGCUGGAACCAAAGGUGUUAUUGAUACUCAAAAGUGUGAUGUCUGUUUCUGACUAGAACAUUUUUCCUGAAAUACCAUCCUAAAGCCUGAGUUGUGUUCAGCUGGACACAAUAUUGUAGAAUAAAUGUUUUUUACAUGGUCUUCCUUGACAAAGAAAUGCAGGUGUAGUUCCCUUCUGCACGUUGAAUGCAUUUUAAUGAAAUUGCUGAGAACACUCACACUUGCUGACAAAGAGUUUUCAGAACCUUGAUUCUUAAGUUGUCACUAAGUUUGUUAAAUUUUUCAAUAUUUUUCUCGGACUCACUACCCACUGGGCAAUAUAUUCAACACUUGUUGCAUCAAAGUGAAACUAAUUUUGGAUUUGAGUAGUUCAAUCCUUUUAUUUGAUAUCUAAACAUUGAACUGACAUCUGUGCUGAGUGGGUAGACUAUGGAUAACCAUUCAGAAUAUUUUUAAUGUAUUUAACUAGGUGCGCCAGUAAGAACAAAUACUUAAUUGCAAUGACGGCGUAACCUGGACAACGCUGGGCCAUCAAACCGGGGUCUGUAGUGACUCCUCUAGCACAGAUGUAGUGCCUUUAGACCGCUGUGCCACCCGGGAGCCCCCAAUGCAUGCAUAUUCACCUCCUUUUCAGCACCAAUUGGGAAUAUGCAGAUACUCAAUUGUAUAUUUAAAAUUUCUAAUAGGAAACUGGUUUAGACUAUUGGUGAAAUAAAAAUACUGUUCCGGAUUGACUGACCAUGUCUAAAAGUAAUGGACUAUCAUUUCUCUUAUUUGAGCUGUUCUUGCAAUAAUAUGGACUGUUUUACCAAAUAAAUGUUCUGUAUACCACCCCUA